UUUUUUUGUUUCCUCUUUCUCUCCUGCUUUUCUUCGUUCUGCACACCACACACACACUCCAUUAGACCAGCAACGAUGCUUCCCUCCAUCCAGCAGCUCAACAGCGAAUCCGCACAAGUCUUCAUCGAGACUGUCAACACCCUUUUCGAGACAGCCCCUCCCCUUGCCGACCGUCUGCUUGCUGCACGCCCCUACGAAUCCUAUGCCAAACUUAUUGACUUUGCCGAAUCAAUCUGCCUCGGUCCCGAAUUGAACGAACAAGAAAAGUUGGACAUUAUCAACGCACACCCAAGAAUUGGUGCAUCCAAGGCCAACUUGUCGGCCAUGUCUCUGCGAGAACAAGGAUACACGGAUCGUCAGGCCGCUGUCUCCAACGAGGAUGAACAAGUCAAUGCCGAGUUGGCUCGUUUGAACCAGGAAUACGAAGACAAGUACGGAUUCAACUUUGUUGUGUUCGUCGCCGGUCGACCUAGAGCACAGAUCAUUCCUGUCAUCAAGGAGCGUAUGGCCUCGGGUGACCGUCAGAAGGAAAUGGUGACAGGAAUGACGGAUAUGAUGUUGAUUGCUCGGGAUCGUCUUCAGAAGGCUGCCGUUGCUAAAAUAUAGUGUGACCACAAAUAU
This is a messenger RNA of Zychaea mexicana, 621 nucleotides long. Its product is annotated as Oxo-4-hydroxy-4-carboxy-5-ureidoimidazoline decarboxylase. NCBI's taxonomy places the organism in Eukaryota, Fungi, Mucoromycota, Mucoromycetes, Mucorales, Lichtheimiaceae. The transcript is spliced from 2 exons. The coding region runs from base 76 to 606 and encodes 176 amino acids. The record is from RefSeq and is a predicted model, not a curated record.